UCACAUGAUUUUGUAUUAUUCUCUCCGGAACGCCUUGAGAGCUUAGCUUCUUCCAAAACCUCAUAACCAGAGAGCUCAUACAACGGGUUUUGGAGUGAUGGGGUCUCUCGUUCGUGAAUGGCUCGGGUUUCAGCAAUUUCCAGUGGCUACCCAAGAAAAGCUGAUUGAAUUCUUCGGCAAAUUGAAGCAAAAGGAUAUGAACUCUAUGACAAUUCUUGUUCUUGGUAAAGGCGGUGUCGGAAAAUCAUCCACUGUCAAUUCUCUUAUCGGCGAACAAGUUGUCCGUGUUAGUCCUUUCCAGGCUGAAGGUUUGAGACCAGUGAUGUGUUCAAGAACAAUGGGAGGGUUCACUAUCAACAUUAUUGACACCCCUGGACUUGUGGAAGCUGGAUAUGUCAAUCACCAAGCCCUCGAGUUAAUCAAAGGGUUUCUUGUGAACAGAACCAUAGAUGUCUUGCUCUAUGUUGAUCGCUUGGAUGUGUAUAGAGUCGAUGAGCUAGAUAAGCAAGUUGUUAAAGCAAUCACCCAAACCUUUGGAAAAGAGAUAUGGUGCAAAACCUUGCUUGUUCUGACUCAUGCUCAGUUCUCCCCGCCAGAUGAACUUUCCUACGAAACUUUUUCUUCCAAGAGAUCAGAUUCUCUCCUCAAAACUAUCCGUGCAGGCUCUAAGAUGCGAAAACAAGAAUUUGAGGAUUCUGCAAUCGCGGUAGUCUAUGCAGAGAACAGCGGAAGAUGCAACAAGAACGAUAAGGACGAAAAGGCUCUUCCGAAUGGUGAAGCGUGGAUCCCGAACUUGGUUAAAGCAAUAACUGAUGUAGCAACAAACCAGAGGAAAGCAAUUCAUGUAGACAAGAAGAUGGUAGAUGGUUCUUACUCUGACGACAAAGGAAAGAAACUCAUCCCUCUUAUCAUCGGCGCUCAGUACUUCAUCGUUAAGAUGAUUCAAGGAGCAAUCAGAAAUGACAUCAAGACAAGUGGGAAACCACUUUAAGUGGUCUGAAGAACAUGUUUUGUGGUGACCAAAAUUAUAAGGAGAAGGAGAGUAUUUCUAGUUUCUUUAAAAGAUUUUAUCUGCGACAUUUUCUUGUUUCCGGCUUUUUAUAUUGUCUGUAAUUUAUUGAGAUUUGUUCAAAGAAAAGAUUACCAUGGUUUUCUGGUUAAAUGAAAUGAUGUCUUAUCUGAUAUAGAAGAGGAAUAGAUUGUUCUA
This is a messenger RNA of Capsella rubella, 1207 nucleotides long. Its product is annotated as translocase of chloroplast 33, chloroplastic. Gene Ontology annotation, biological process: intracellular protein transport. The record is from RefSeq and is a predicted model, not a curated record. NCBI's taxonomy places the organism in Eukaryota, Viridiplantae, Streptophyta, Magnoliopsida, Brassicales, Brassicaceae. Gene Ontology annotation, molecular function: GTP binding; protein-transporting ATPase activity. The transcript is spliced from 8 exons. Gene Ontology annotation, cellular component: chloroplast outer membrane. The coding region runs from base 98 to 991 and encodes 297 amino acids.